This is a messenger RNA of Lynx canadensis (Canada lynx), 474 nucleotides long. Its product is annotated as prefoldin subunit 5-like. Gene Ontology annotation, biological process: protein folding; regulation of DNA-templated transcription. Lineage: Eukaryota; Metazoa; Chordata; Mammalia; Carnivora; Felidae. The record is from RefSeq and is a predicted model, not a curated record. Gene Ontology annotation, cellular component: prefoldin complex; cytoplasm.
AUGACCGAGUCAGUUAACAUCACCAAACUGAACCUGCCGCAGCUAGAGAUACUCGAGAACUGGCUGGAGUUCUUGUUCAUGACGACAAGGGAAAAGAAGGAAUUACUUGUCCCAGUGAAGAGUUCUAUGUAUGUCCCUGGGAAGCUACAUGAUGUGGAACAUGUCCUCAUCAAUGUGGGAACAGGUUACUAUAUAGAAAAGACAGCUGAGGAUGCCAAGGGCUUUUUCAAGAGGAAGAUGGACUUCUUCACCAAGCAAAUGGAGAAAAUGCAGCCCGCUCUGCAGGAGAAGCAUGCCACGAAUCAGGCUGCCAUGGAGAUGAUGGGCCAGAAGCGUCAGCAGCUCACAGCCUUGGGGGGCAACUCAGGCUACUGUCUGAGAGCUUGUUUCAGAAAUGGAACAGAGGGACCCUGCCUAAGGAGGUUAGGACUUUGUGGGCAUGGCUUCUUGGGGUCAAGAAAGAGAAGGAUCUAG